This is a messenger RNA of Ylistrum balloti, 1851 nucleotides long. RefSeq names its product myoneurin-like. Gene Ontology annotation, cellular component: nucleus. The record is from RefSeq and is a predicted model, not a curated record. NCBI's taxonomy places the organism in Eukaryota, Metazoa, Mollusca, Bivalvia, Pectinida, Pectinidae. Bases 1 to 1851 code for a protein of 616 amino acids. The transcript has 2 exons.
AUGUCCGACGCUAACAUAAUGGCAGAAUCUUACGCUGAUGGCGCCAUCAACCUUAGCAGCACAGACUCCGGCCAGUCUGCCAAUGACGAGGACAACAAACCUAGUUGUCAUUUCUGUGGUAAAAAGUUUGCACAGUCCAGUUACAUCAAGGCACAUAUGAGACUUCAUACGGGAGAGAAACCAUUUGCUUGCUCCUUUUGUCCUAAACGUUUCAGCGACUGCAGUAACUGGAAGAAACAUGAGAGAAUCCACAUCAGACAAAUGGGCAUCAAUCCUGACAAGGCACACAACAUGACCAAACACUCCAUGUUUCUUGUUCAAUCAUCAUACUCUUCACCCAAGUUGAAAAAUGAUUUGGGUUCACCGGAAUAUAUCUGCAAAAUAUGCGGAAAAUCCUUUGCCAAUGCCAGUAGUUUGACCACUCACAAAAGAAUACACAGUGGGGACCGUCCGUACAGAUGUCAGACAUGUGGAAAGUCAUUUACACAGAUUGGCACACUACGCACACAUGAAAGGGUACACACAGGAGAGAAGCCAUACAUUUGUAAAAUCUGCGGUCAGACUUUUGCCCAGAGCGGAAGUUUUCGCAUGCACGAGCGUCGUCACAUGAUGGAAAUGCUUCACAAAUGCCCUGUUUGUCCAGUAAAGUUCCAGCGUUGGGAAGAUGCUAAGCAACACUUAGCCACACAUCCAGAGAUCAUAGCACGGCAUCCCGAAAUUGUGGAGUCAAAUGGAUUCUUGGAGAAUGACUUGGCAAAAGCUCUCAAGACUGAGGGAGAUCUACAGCAGUUCCACCAAGUUCUAGCCGCCCAAGUAACAGAUGAAACCCUCCCACCGAUUGAAACAUUUACAAGCCGCCCGGAUCAUCUCCCCCCUGUCAGCUUCCCUUUUCCAGCUGGUAUACCGCCGUUGGUGUCUGCUAAUGCUCUACACUUUCCUGGGAUAUCUGUGAGUGGAACAGAUAUCACUAAUCCAGUCAACGUGUUCUCUUCUGCCAUCCUGCGUGCUGAUGCCAUGCAUAUACCAACCCGUCAAAUUCUGGAUGAAUACGCCUUGCCAACUACUUCUACUGCUAACACUGUGCCAUAUACUGAACCACCGCCUGUCAUCAUUCAGGAUGGCAACGACACUGCCAUUGUCAGCACCACAACUGCUCGUGAUAGAAAGUACAGUUCAGAUUCACACACUUCCCGGUCUGUCUCCACACCAGAUCCAGGUUGUGACACAGGAAACGGUCGAGCUGAGAGUGAAAAGAAUGGCAGUUUCUUGGAAAACAUGACUGCAGAUACAGCUGGUGGAAAAACAGGAUCGGAAGACUCGAGUCUAACCAGUGAUCAUUCAGAUAGCGCCCAGAAUGAGGAGAACAUCGGCAUCAGUCGUCAGAAUCUCCACUCGCGUAUGAUCUCCACGACAAACUCGCGAAAACAAAGGCAUCCCAUGCGCCGCUAUAGUGGCAGCAGUUGCAUGGCCCCAGACACAUCGACCCAGCCAACAACUAGCCUGGUGGAAACAAGCUCCAAUCACUCCGAGACCAUCCGAGAAGAGGACAUAUCUGAUGAUUUGGUGGGUGGCAAGUUUUAUCGCUGCGAACAUUGCCACAUCCUGUUUGAAGAUUGCACUCUGUAUCUGCUUCACAAUGGCUUCCACUCUCAUGACUCCGAUCCAUUCAAGUGUGUCAUCUGUAAAUCGUCAUGCCGUGACCGCAUCGAGUUUAACUGCCAUUUGACCAGCCAUAUAAAGCUUGCCAAUGAUGUGUCAGAGACAUCCGGAGAGGUCCACAACAGGUAUUAUACCGGUAUAUCUGUACUGGAACCUGGCAUUGAGAACAAACAUAGGAUAUGGAACGGUUAG